AUGCCACACUUCACAUCAACGAGCACGUUCCCCGAAGAGUUAAUUACGUUACCGGAGGGUUCGUCGCUGGAGGUUCUUGCCGUGCACUACACCAACUACGUUCUCUUACAACUGCGUCUUAAUGGGGAGAUGGAUUGUACCGUCGAGGUUUCGCGGCGUGGGUUGAGUUCAGUUGGGCAGGAUUCCCUUGGGAACCCGAUUGCUGGGUUUUCGGGAGCUCCCGAUUUGGAAGACGAUGCUGAUGAACAGGAUUUUGCCAGAGACAACAUGGCAGACUACCAUGUCAUCACGAAGCUUGGGGAUCCAAACGACACGAAGACCCCAGUAAUUGCCACACAGAUAGCGGAGCUGUAUCAGAGAGUGAUCCUACCGAAUGUGCCCGGCUCAUUGAAGCAGUCGACAGAAGACCCAGCUAGUACAAGCUUAAUUGUCACUCUGAGCAGCAAGAUCUGGCGUGACGAUACGGAGGAUUUCCAGAAGCUGGUCUACGUGCUCCAAACCAUCAAGGAAAUGUACCACUUGUGA
This is a messenger RNA of Huiozyma naganishii CBS 8797, 525 nucleotides long. RefSeq names its product Irc25p (gene IRC25). Bases 1 to 525 code for a protein of 174 amino acids. The transcript has a single exon. The record is from RefSeq and is a predicted model, not a curated record. NCBI's taxonomy places the organism in Eukaryota, Fungi, Ascomycota, Saccharomycetes, Saccharomycetales, Saccharomycetaceae.